Plectropomus leopardus (leopard coralgrouper) is the source of this 1366-nucleotide messenger RNA. Lineage: Eukaryota; Metazoa; Chordata; Actinopteri; Perciformes; Serranidae. The record is from RefSeq and is a predicted model, not a curated record.
GCAUGCCACGUAUCUAUUUUAUUCCUGUCGCUCACAUUGUCAGCGCCGCAAAUAAGAAGACAUAAGUGCUUCACUGGCUUGAAAUGAUUGAUGGUCUGUUUUCAGUCAAAUCUGUUCACCUGUUCAGGUAGAGACGUCUACAGGAAGGUCCAGGGACGAGAACACCCCGCCCCCUCCGCCGUCAUCAGCAUCACAGAGGACGGCGCUGAGGAGGUCCUGACAAAGAAGGAGGAGGAGGAGAGGCGGAUCGCCGAGAUGGGCAGACCGACGCUGGGCGAGCACGUCAAACUGGAGGUCAUCAUCGAGGAGUCGUACGAGUUCAAGAGCACCGUGGACAAACUCCUGAAGAAGACCAACCUGGCCCUGGUGAUCGGGACCAACAGCUGGAGGGAGCAGUUUGUGGAGGCCAUCACAGUCAGCUCCGGUGAUGAUGAUGAUGAUGAAUGUGGCGAGGAGAAGAUGCCUUCCUGUUUCGACUACGUCAUGCACUUCCUCACCAUCUUCUGGAAGCUCCUGUUCGCCUUCGUUCCUCCCACCGACUACUUGAACGGCUGGGCCUGCUUCGUCGUCUCCAUCUCCGUCAUCGGCCUGCUGACCGCCGUCAUCGGUGACCUGGCGUCACAUUUUGGCUGCACCGUCGGCCUCAAGGACUCCGUUACUGCUGUGGUGUUUGUCGCUUUGGGCACAUCUGUCCCAGACACGUUUGCCAGUAAGGUGGCCGCCAUCCAGGACCAAUACGCCGACGCCUCCAUUGGCAAUGUGACAGGAAGUAACGCUGUCAACGUCUUCCUGGGUAUUGGCGUGGCCUGGUCCAUCGCCGCCAUCUACCACUACUCACAGGGCCAGAAGUUCAGGGUGGACCCCGGCACGCUCGCCUUCUCCGUCACGCUCUUCACCAUCUUCGCCUUCAUCUGCAUCGGCGUCCUGAUCUACCGCCGCCGCCCCGAGAUUGGCGGGGAGCUCGGCGGACCCAGAAUCCCCAAGAUCCUGACCUCCUGCCUGUUCUUCAGCCUGUGGCUGAUGUACAUUGUGUUCUCCUCGUUGGAGGCCUACUGCCACGUGGAGGGCUUCUAAACGUUCUUCUCCCGGCGGGUUCAGAAAGGUUCUCACUCUUCUGAUGGAUUUCUAAAGGUCCCGAUAGGUUCCUGCAUAUUCUGACGGGCUCCCUGUUUUUCUGAGGUUUGGUCGAAGUCUAAAGGUUCUAACAGGUUCCUGACAGUCUACGACCCAAAGGUUCUCCGGGACAUAUUACAGUGCUGAUAUGUUUCUGAAAUUUUGGAUCAACUAAUAGUUCUCCUGUUUUUUUGUUUUUUGCUGAUCUGACAGGUCUCUAAAUGCAGAUCAAUAAACAUUCUGCUGGACUCUG